Cladocopium goreaui is the source of this 4134-nucleotide messenger RNA. The record is from the annotation of a GenBank genome assembly. NCBI's taxonomy places the organism in Eukaryota, Dinophyceae, Suessiales, Symbiodiniaceae.
AUGCCGCCUAGCAAGCGGAAAAGCAACGGGGCUGACAACAAGUCAGCUUCCAAAAGCGCGAAAAUGUCUGGCCGUGCAGACCCAGACAAGAUUAUGACCUCCCCGUACAUCCCGCUGAUGACAAACUGGCUUGAGAAGGAAGUCUUGGCUGGAGGAGGCCCUGCUGACUUUUUGGGGAAAAAGUAUCCCGACAAGGAGAAGGCCUAUGCCUCCAACAUGGAUGUCCCUGGAUUGCUGCGCCCAUGGUUUAACAGUGACCCGGACAAGGUGGCCACUGAGAAAUUGGCAAUGACAAAAUUGCCCAACGAGUACCUGGAAUCCCCUUAUGAUGAACUUCCAGCUGUCAUCGGAAGUGGACUGCUGCUGCCAUUCAGCGUGGCUUACAUCAAGGGUUGGAAGCGCGGCCUGAUGCUGUUGACAACUUUGGCUGCCAUUAGGGAGCUCAAGCUUGAGGACCAGAUUCCCCACUGGAUCAAGGUGAGCUUUGGGACCGUGCAUGCCAGCUUUGGCGCAUUCAGCGACGUCAGAAGCAAAGUCUUUGCAAAUCGAGGAGCCACGCUGCAGCAGGUAGCGACCAGAAGGCCGCCACAUGCAUUCAAUUUCUUGCGACAAAUCCAGAUCAUACAGAGAAGUGGCGGUUCUGGCGGCAUGCAACACUUCGAGGACUCCGGGGCUCCCAGAGUGGGAGCCAUUUUUCGGAUUUGUAGCAUCUUUAUUGCGGAAGUGUUUGCCAAUAUCAUUUGCUACCGAAAAGGGGACUGGGAACAAGCGGUGGGCGUAGCCCGUGCCUUCAAAUUGGGAAAGCUUGAGUCAGAGGCCGUGAGUAAUCUGCAAUGCCGCGUGCCUGAACACAUCGUGGCAGCCCUCUCCGAGGCAGUUCGUACCCGAGGGCUCUCUAAAUUGGUCACACAUGAAUUACUGGCGAAGGACCUGCUGAACAGAUCGUUCAGCUCAGGCCUUGGUCAGAUGGAAGCCUGGAAGGAGGAGCUGCGAAACAAGCCCAAUAACAAGAUUGUGGACCUGUUCUUGCAGCGGAUUCUUGCCGCCUUCGACAACACACCCGCUCCGAUGCGCAAGGCGAUGACGCACAAAGAAGGCCUUGUUGCCCACCAAUGCUGCGGAGCAUUUGUGCAUUUUCUCUCCGAGCUUGAGAAGAUUGCACCCCCGGCGGAGUAUCAGGAAGCUGCCACGUCAUUGACUUCCCAAUUUGGAUUUGGGUACCUGGACCCGGACUUGCUUCACGGCCUUGAGUCUUCAGUCCCCCCAGGGGAUGUGCGGAGCGUGUCAGCCUUCAGGCCUUUCAUUGCUAGAGUGGAGAGUGCCAGCAAGAUCCGUCAAGACAAGGAAGAUGAAGAUCUCGCUCAGGCUGUGCGACAGGCAGAUCUCAGGCAGCUGAUCUCCCGCUUGGAGAAUGACUUGAGGGCUCUGGAUGGCUUGGCAGGGGGUGAUGUUGAGGCGGCCAAGCAGACCGCAUUGGAUCUGAAAUGGAUUCGAGAACGGCAAAUGAAGGGUGAUGUCUUCAUCGACAAGUGGAUGGCCGAGAAUUGCAGACUGAUCGAGUGUGAUGCGGAGAUGCAGCAGGCUGUGCCUGACUUCAUCAACUUCAAGGAGCAGUUCAGGGGAAUCCCAGGACGCGAGUUCGUGUUGUGUGCCUACGAUGCCACGGUCUUUCCUGCCAAUGCUGCCUAUGUGCGCAAUUCCAUUGGAGCACUAGCGUCAAUUUUGGGGAUGGGCCCAAACUGCUGUGGGCACUACCAGGUUACGGUUUUCCAGAGCCAGACAACGAUGCCCGCGAUGGUCAAGCAUCGGCGCUUGAUUGAAGACCAGCUGAUUGCAAGCAAGAUGUCGAUUGUGAAUGCUUUUCAGCUUCUCUUCAACAAGGAUGAGUCAACUUCAUCCCGGGACCAGAGGGCUCUGAGCCAGCCCUGCAUUGGCUUGCUCCAUUCCAAUUUCCCGGACAGUGCUUGGCUGAGCUCACGGGUUUUGGUGGAGGGCAAACUUGGGCCUGUGCCGCUGCUGCCUUUCAAUCAGUUCCAAGGAUACGAUGACAUCACACGUCCAGGCGUGGAAGCACACAAGAAAAUUUUGGAGUCGUACAUGUGUGGGAUGGACAUCAAAGCAGAAGACAGGCUUCUUGCGGUGGAUUUGGUACCGAACAGGUUCGCUGAGUUUAGCAGAGCCGUUGCUGAGAUCCGCUUGGAGGAUGCCGGGUCCCCUCUUCGGUAUUUGGGCUUUGUCAAGUCGAAGGAUUCGACUGACUCGACUUCACUCAAGGAUUUGCAAGCCAUCAUUCGUUCCAAAGUGUGGGACUUCUGGGACGUGAGCUCGAUGGCGCCAGCGAAGACCAGGCCUCGUGAAGAGUCUGGCCCUAGAACGCUCCCGACCCUUCAAGUCUUGGCUUUUCAAGAUGGGCAUCCAAUCUUUCCGGAUGUUGUCCGCAACCGCUUUCCUCAGGGAACUGCUGAGCAGUUGGAGAUCGAGGCGUUUUUUGAGAAGUUCACGAAGAUGUUUCCACCUGCACCACAACGUGCAGCUGCUGCUCCAGGAGCGGCUCCACCGCGCUCUGGAGGUUUGUGUGACUUCAGCAUCAAUGGUGGGAAACUUCCUUUGGAUCCACACCGUGUGCUGGACUUGGUGGCCGUGAAGGAUGAAGAUUUCCAAGUCAGGCUUGGGGCGAUCAGCAUGACGGCAAAGCGCCCAGCUGUUGUGAUCACCACGGAUUUGGACAUCUGGGUUGGAAACACCACCGAUACUGUUUGCACGAUGGGUCCCGUUGAGCUGUUUGGAUACAACACAGGUGCUUAUGAGGAGGUCGUUGUCCCUGGUACGGACACCGCAAACCCGAAGGGGCUCAUGUUUCGCCUUGCAGAGGGCGACUUGAAUCUGAUCGUCGUGGAGGACAAGCAGAUCCUUCCCAUGUGCCAGUACCUUCGGAACUUGGCCACCCAGAAGGGCAUCAGUGCAGUGGAGGUGGAGGACCACAAGCUGACACCAAUGACCCACCAGGUGGAAGCUGGUGUGGAACCUGUCCCCAUCUCCUUCCGUUACCGCAUCACUGCCUUAGACAGUGGGAAGACGCACAUAUUCAAGCCCAACACCCUGGACCAGGAAUCUGCAGUGAGAUCCCAAACGAUGGGAGCCUUGAUGGCCGGAAAGUAUGACAAGGUUGCUGCCAGCCCUCGUGUGCAAGUUCUUUGGGAGGUUGAAGCCAGCAGCAGCCCAGCAGUGAUCCAACCGCGAAAGCCGAAGAUGUACAUGACCUGCUCCCUUUGCCUGGAUCAAUCUCAGGAGCCUGUAGCCAUGCCAGUUUUGACCCAGGACUCGCCCAUCCCCGCGCCAGCGCGGAAACCUCCAGCGAAACCGACGAAGAAGGAAAACGAACGUUCUCCUCCGGCAGGGAAAGGCCCCGACAAGAAAGAGGAGAAGCCAGAAGGAAAAGUGAAAGCAAAGCCGAAGGCACCCAAAGCGAAAGCCAAGUCCAAGCCAAAGGCCAAGGUGAAGGCAGCAUCGAGCGCAAAGAAGGCCCCGGCCCCGAAGAAGUCUCCAAAGAAGCCUGCUAGCAAGGAGGACCUUAAGGAGGAACAGGUGGCGCAGAAAGGUGAUGAUGGCAAUGGCAAGGCAUCACCGACCAUAAAGAGACCCGCGGCAAAGACCCUUCCUGAAGGCGAAGGCAAACGCAGGAAAGCAGGAAAGUCACCCGGAGGACAGGUGAUCAGCAACCCGUACUGGAUUGGGAGCUCCCAAAAAUGGGGCAUCAAGAUCGACAAGUCCGAGAAGAUCCGUGUUUAUUCCUCAGUUGGGAACAGGUUCAUGGACCGUGAGAAGUGCUGGGAGAUUUGCGAGGAUGCCGCCAAUGAGUUGCGAAAGGGAACUCCUCUCGCCGAUGUUAUGAGUAUGGCUGCUGCUCGCGAGCAAGCUCUCUGGGACGCCGUCAAGUCCAGAGAUGGUGGCAAGCCGGGUGCUGCAGCAGAAGCUGAAACUUGUGAGACUGAGAAGUGCGAGGAAAAAGUUGAAGAGUGCGGCGAAGAUCAUCAGGAGCAAGGGGAAGAGGAAGCCCCAGAAGACGAUGAAGAGCAAAAUGAGAUUGAACCGUUUGAAGAAAAGAAGGAGCAGGAUGAGAAAGAUGUGGACUGA